UAUACAGAAGAUGUAGCACUUCAAAUUGAACAUAUUCAGAUAAACCUCAGCAAAAUCGUUCUGCUGGAUGAAACUGGGAAGGAGAAUCUUCUGAAUUUCAGCUCUUCAGGAAUAGAAGGGAUAGACUUUUCAGCAUAUUUGGCAGAGAUCAAUAAAAGUGUUACCAAAGUUGAUCUUCUCUCAUUUGCUAAUGACUUAGAAGCAAGAGCAGACCAGCUGCCAAAAGGAGCACUGGAAAAUGCCUUAAAAGGACACGCAAACAACAUUCGAAUGAUUCAUAACCAGCAAGUUGUUCCACUAGAGCAAGCUAUGAGCACUUUAAAUCAGAGCAUCAGGUUGCUGAAGAGGACAUCAUCUGAACUUAUGGUUAAGGUGAAAAAUGUCAUUGGUGCUGUUAAUGCUGCCCAGAUGCUCAUAAAUAACAAUGCUUCUCAAGUUGUUGUCCAGGAGACAAAAAAGUACAUGGAUACAAUUGUUGGCUACUUUGAACAAUACGUUGAGUGGGUCAAGGAGUCGAUUGCCAUGGAGGUAGCAGCAUGCAAGCCGAUUGCCAAUGUGAUAGACACAGCAGUAGAUAUUUUUUUAUGCAGCUAUAUAACUGAUUCUGUGAAUACCUUCUGGUUUGGUUUGGGAGGCUCUUCAAUAUUUUUAAUUCCUGCCAUAAUUUUUGCUGUGAAACUCUCUAAAUACUAUCGUAGAAUGGACACAGAGGAUGUAUAUGAUGAUAUGGAAAAUGGUAAUAAUGGUUAUCAUAAAGAGCAUUUAUAUGGUAUACACAAUCCUGUUUUUACAAGCUCUGUGGAACAGUGGUAACACAUACUGGAAACGUUAAGGGGCAAUAUAAAGGAGGCUCAAGAUUCUUCUAUGGGAGUAUAUCAUUAUUCUUCCAAGUGUAUUGGCAUUUCCAUUCCUCUACAAAUCCUGAGCCACUUGUUUUAUGUCAGCUGUACUGUAAAUCCCAAAUGUACUAUUGAAUGUUAUGCCAUAAACUACUGUACAGAAUAUUUUGUGAUCAGGGCACUGCCUCUCAAAUACCACUGUUCAAGGCUUGAAUUAAAAUUUUUUUUGUUUUUUACUUUUUUACACUGGGCUUUCUACCUUACAUCACAGUAUAUAAAUUAAUUAGAUUAACAGCCUUUGCCUAGCAAUUCUCUGACAACUGUUCAAGUUCUUAUCUUAAAUUGUUGAUUUGUGUUAAAUACAGUACAUACACGUUUACAUAAAAUACAUUUUGUAUACAGAGACUUUUGUAUAUACAUUUUUCUUAAAACUUCUAAGUGUUUAGUUAAGAUUUUAAUAUUGUAUAAUACUCUUCACAAAUGAAUUUACCAGCAUGAUCAGUGUUGCUAUUUGGUGCUCUUGAAUGACCACAUUGGACUAAAUCUGAAUUGUAAUGGGAUCCACAUUGUCUCUUUGUUUGUCUGAAAAGUUAAGUUGCAGUUUUGUUUUCUCCCUCUUUUUUUUUAAUUAUUUAAUAUUUAGUGGGUUUUGCAGCAUAGACCUAAAAGGGAUUUCUUGGAGAAGUUUGUUUUUAAACUUUGGGUGGGAGGGCUGGGAGUGUGUGUGAUGCAUAAUAUAGUGAAAAAGCUAAGCUUUCUAGAGUUCAGUAGUACUCAAAAAGAGCAUGAGGGACAUCCUAUGUUGACAAUUUUUAGAAUGAUUUACAUUCUCUGUCUUCCUUUUCCUCUUUCACACCCACUUCUGUAAGGUCCUUAAUAGUAUUGCUGUUACACUGUGCUUCUCCUGGGGGCAGUGAUGCUAUUUUUGCUAAAUAAUUUUAAACUAUGAUUUCCAAUAUUGAAAUUCAAAUAUGUUUAGCAAUUGGGGUUAACAUUUGUACUGAUAGAGUUAUUGCCUUGAAUUUAGGCACACAGUUGCAUUGCUGAAUUAGUGAACAGCAAAAUUCAUCAACAAGGCCAAAAGUAUCUAUGUGACCAGUGUAAAAUGUUUCAGCAGGUGAAGUAGUUGGAUAUAUUGAUCUAAAAUAGUAUCUCUUUAUAUAUCAGUAUUGUUCACUUUGUUUCCAACAAGGCUCAUUACCAUGAAGUAGGGAUAAUCCUGUUAAGUCAUUAAUAUCAUUUUAAGGAAAUGCUGAAAAGUGAUACCAGACUUUACUCCGGAAUAACCUUAAAUUUUUAAUUUUUACAUCAUAAGUGGAAACAUUUCUAAUUGACAGUAUGUAGCAUAUGUGUAUAUGUAAUGUUCAGAACUGCAGAUUUUUAAAAGUUUCUAUUUUUAAUUUGAGAAAUUGUUCCCAGUUCAUUUAAAUAAAAAAAAACUUGCUUAACUA
Molecule: messenger RNA, 2290 nt
Organism: Acanthisitta chloris (rifleman)
Lineage: Eukaryota; Metazoa; Chordata; Aves; Passeriformes; Acanthisittidae
Gene: PROM1
Product: prominin 1
Exons: 11
Cellular component (GO): prominosome; apical plasma membrane; cilium
Molecular function (GO): cholesterol binding
Source: RefSeq, a predicted model, not a curated record